Molecule: messenger RNA, 1279 nt
Organism: Suricata suricatta (meerkat)
Lineage: Eukaryota; Metazoa; Chordata; Mammalia; Carnivora; Herpestidae
Gene: RBFOX3
Product: RNA binding fox-1 homolog 3
Exons: 13
Coding region: 416-1279 (287 amino acids)
Biological process (GO): regulation of alternative mRNA splicing, via spliceosome; nervous system development
Cellular component (GO): cytoplasm; nucleus
Molecular function (GO): mRNA binding
Source: RefSeq, a predicted model, not a curated record
AGACGGAGCCCCAGGAUGCAGGCUGGCGUCCUCCUCAGGGCGCUCGAGGAAGGCGGCCGGGCGCCAGGGGCCCGAGCGGCGGCAGGUGCGGCGCGCAGGUUGAGAAUCUGUCUCUGAGAACCUGAAGCUCUUCCUGCUGAUACUCCGUAUCUCCCAGCAGCCUCCCCGCUGCAGAACGUUCCAGAAGGAGCCCCACGAGGAGGGGGGCAGAGCAGACCUCGCCCACCACUACCAGCGUUAAGUCAGAACGGCCAGAGGAAGAUUCUGCCAGCAUUUCCCUCGAGCUGGUCUGCAGGCCCUGCGGCUGGGAACCCGUCCCAGGAGCUCUCCGCCGGCAAACAGGGAGCCCCCAGCGCCUCGGGAAAAGUUGGCUGAAUAAAAGGGCAAUCAGGACGCCACGGCUCCGCCUGAAGCGAUGGCCCAGCCCUACCCCCCCGCCCAGUACCCCCCGCCGCCACAGAACGGCAUCCCGGCCGAGUACGCCCCGCCCCCUCCGCACGCCACGCAGGAGUACUCGGGCCAGACCCCGGUCCCCCCGGAGCACGGCAUGACCCUGUACACACCAGCACAGACGCACCCCGAGCCGCCGGGCCCCGAGGCCAGCACACAGCCCAUCGCUGGGGCCCAGACCGUGCCGCAGACAGACGAGGCGGCACAGACAGACAGCCAGCCGCUCCACCCCUCCGACCACACAGAGAAGCAGCAGCCCAAGAGGCUACACGUCUCCAACAUCCCCUUCCGGUUCAGGGACCCCGACCUGCGGCAAAUGUUCGGGCAAUUCGGAAAAAUUUUAGACGUGGAGAUCAUUUUUAACGAGCGGGGCUCCAAGGGUUUUGGGUUUGUAACUUUUGAAACUAGCUCAGAUGCUGACCGAGCCCGGGAGAAGCUGAAUGGGACCAUCGUAGAGGGACGGAAAAUUGAGGUCAAUAACGCCACAGCCCGCGUCAUGACCAACAAGAAGACCGCGAACCCCUACACUAACGGCUGGAAGCUGAAUCCCGUGGUGGGCGCGGUCUAUGGGCCUGAAUUCUAUGCAGUGACGGGGUUCCCUUACCCCACCACGGGCACGGCCGUAGCCUACCGGGGUGCGCACCUACGGGGUCGGGGCCGGGCUGUGUAUAAUACGUUUCGGGCUGCGCCGCCCCCACCCCCCAUCCCAACUUAUGGAGCGGUCGUGUAUCAGGACGGCUUUUAUGGUGCUGAGAUUUAUCCCCCAGGGCGUUGGGUGGUGGGGGCAGGGGUGACCCUCCCGCAUCCCUACCUGCAUCGGGGUCACUGA